GAGUCCCUGGGGUUCGACCCGGCCGACGAGGACUUCGGCGCCGAGCAGAAGCUGGACGUGCUCCUCAAGGACCUCACGCUCGUGGGCCUCGUGGCCAACAUGGACCCCGCCCGCAAGGGCGUCGACCAGGCAGUCCUCGACGCCCACGGCGGCCACCUCCGUGUGAUCAUGAUCACGGGCGACUACCUCAAGACGGCGGUGGCGAUCGCGAAGAGCAUCAACAUCCUGGCGGCAUCCGAUGACGAGAGCAAGGCAGUCGACUGCGGUUCGCUCCGCCCCGACGGCAAGAAUUACGUCACCGAUGCGGCAAUAGAUAGCAUGACCAGGAAGAUGUGCGUCUUCGCGCGCGCGCAGCCGGAGGACAAGCUCCAGAUCGUGCGGUCCCUGCAGCGCCAGGGCAAGGUGAGCGCGAUGACCGGCGACGGCGUCAAUGACGCCCCGGCCCUGAAUGCGGCGGAGAUCGGUGUGGCGAUGGGGAUCCAGGGCACGGAGGUCGCCAAGGGCGCUUCGGACAUGAUCCUGACGGACGACAACUUCGUCUCCAUCGUGGGCGCGGUCGAGAAGGGGCGUGUCAUCUACGCGGGCAUUCAAAAGUUCGUGGCCUUCAUUAUGUCUGUACACAUCGCCGAGGUCAUGCAGAUAUUCUUCUGCGUUGUGGCCGCCUUCCCGCUCAUGCGGUCCCCCGUGCAGAUAUUGUUCCUCAUCUUGGUCACGGACUUGCCGCCUUCCGUCGCGCUGGGCAUGGAGCCCGGACAGCCAGGCAUCCUGAAGGAAUGGCCGCGGCCUCGCGACCAGAACAUCAUCUUGAUGUGGAUGUGGAUGAGCAUAAUCAUCAACGGCGCCAUCCUCUCGUUCGUGAUCAUCUUGGUCUUCGUGUGGGCCCUGAACCAUUAUGUGGGCCUCUUCAACGCCAUCGACAUCGCAAACGCCAUCAACGAGGAGACGUUCGAGGCGGACGACCCAGAGUCUCUGAGCUACAAGUUGCAGCAGGCGCAGACCGUCGCGUUCAUCUCGCUCGUGUGGGCUGAGAACGUGCGCGCCUACGUCUCCCGCUCCUUCGACAAACCCGUGUGGGUGGGACUCCUCGACAACAAAAAGAUGCAGUACUCCAUCCUUUCCGCGCAGAUCGCGCUGUACUGCGCGAUCUUCAUCCCGUACGUGUCGGACGCAAUCCUCGGCCUACGCGGCGCCGCGAUCGGCUGGGAGGGCUGGGUUGCGGCAUUCUUCGGGGCCUUGGGCUGCCUCGUGCUCUGCGAGGUGUUCAAGAUCUUGACAGGGAAGCAGAAGAAGAUGUUCGACGAGUCCGAAAGAUUAAGAUGCGAAGAGGAAGAGAAGAAGCGAGCGAUGAUGACCGAUGCGGACGCGAAGAAGGACGCGCCGAUGACCUCCGUCGCGCCCGCGCCCGCGCCAGCAGCCGCGGCCGCAGAGCCAGCGGCGCAGGAGAUUGGGCGGAGCAGCGAUAAGGAG
Messenger RNA from Prorocentrum cordatum, 1467 nucleotides. Lineage: Eukaryota; Dinophyceae; Prorocentrales; Prorocentraceae. The record is from the annotation of a GenBank genome assembly.